AUGCCCACCCAGUCUGGUGUCAUGUGCACUGAGGUCACUGACAGAGAGCUCUGGGUUGCCAGCAUUGUCCAAGCACAAAUACCAUUCUACUGUUUUGUGAGGCUGAAAAACUGUAGUUUAUCCAAGUCCCAGACUUUGAAUCAUAUUCUCAGUCGUGGCCAGCAGAAUAACAACAUGUUCAUACACAGAGAUAUGAAAGGAGGAGCACAUGAAAGAGAAAUUGCCAAUGGAUUGGCAGAGGUUUGCUGGUAUCUUCCCUGUGGCAAUGAAAAUCUUGACGUAUUUCCAGAGCCAGUUGCCUUUGCCAAUCUGAGAGGAGACAUUGGUCAGUCACUCACACAGUUCACUUUUCUUUUUCAAGUGUCAACUGCUACCUUUGUAUUCCUGGACAAAGUCGAAGAAAAUGAGCACAAGAUUCUGACUUCUCUUCAAGAUGUGAAAUCCAAACUGUUCUUGGUUGUUAACCACAAGGCAGAGAGUACUAAAGAGGACAUGAUGUCUGUCAAGACAGCACUGAAGGAACUGGAUUUACCAAAGACCAGUGUGAAAGUCAAAGACACAAGAGGAAAUGUUGCAAGGUUUUCAGAGAAACUUUGCUCAGCCAUCAAGACAUCUCUGUCUGAUGUAAAAACCACAUUAAGCAUUGAAAACAUGCUUGAGAAAGCUGUUGAACUUGGUCUGUCUGUGGAUGAAGGCAAAACUGACAAACAAAAGAAAGUUGCUGAGGAGAUCAUGGAUGACAUCAGGGUGCAAAGUAUACCAGACUACAAAAAACAACAACUUCCUUUGCAAGGCGAAAACUGGAAAAAGUUAUCACAGUUAGAGAAGCAGGAAUGUAGGAUGAAAGAUGCUGGAGAGUCAGGCCUCGAAGAGUAUAAAUCUAAUCUACGGGCAACAAACAAAAAAAUUAGACAAGAGCAACGCAAACAGAAACUGUCCAAAGGAAUGGAGAGUUUUAUUGAAACCUUAUUGACAAGUGACAAAGAGGAAAGAGAUGUUUUCCUUAAGAUGAUGAAAUUCAAGCUUGAUGCACACUCUCGGGACAAACUUAGUGAGCUGCGUAAUGAAUUUAAAGAGCAAUGCAAGAAAAACGAUGUAAAACGUAUUGCAGAGUUGAAUCAGGCUUUGGUGGACAGCUCUUUAGGAGUAGAGCACUACAUGAGAGAGAUGGGGCUGAUCUACGAGUUUUCUCUGCAGUCACUAGCUGCUGGUAAAAUGUCUGCUCUCCCUGGUUUGGUGGCUGAAAUGCUGUUGGAUGGAUGUCCUUUAGAGCUCUUGGAUGGAGAUGCUUCCAACAUCCCAGAAAGAUGGGUGACAGAUGUGCUGACGGAGCUUCACAAGAAGGUUGGAGAGAAGAGCAGACUGCUGGUACUGACUGUGUUGGGUGUUCAAAGUAGUGGGAAGUCAACACUCCUCAACACCAUGUUUGGUGUGCAGUUUCCUGUCAGCAGCGGCAGAUGCACAAGAGGAGCUUACAUGCUCUUCCUCAAAGUAUGUGAGGACAUGCAGUCUAAGCUGAACUGUGACUUUAUAGUCCUCAUUGACACAGAGGGUCUCAAGUCUCCUCAUUUGGCUCAACUAGAGGACAGCUAUGAACAUGACAACCAGCUGGCUACCUUUGUCAUUGGUCUAAGUGAUGCUACCAUCAUCAACAUUGCAAUGGAGAACUCAACAGAAAUGAAAGAUGUCCUGCAAGUUGCCAUUCAUGCUUUCUUGAGAAUGAAGCAAAUUGGUAAAAAGCCAGUUUGUCAUUUUGUGCACCAGAAUGCCACUGGAGUUUCAGCUCAUGAAAAGACCCAACCAGAAAGAAAGCAACUCUUUGACCAACUCAAUGAAAUGACUCGGAUUGCAGCUGAAAUGGAAGGGCACCCUUUCAUACAGAAAUUCACAGAUGUGCUGGACUAUGACGUGGAAAAAAACAACUGGAACAUCCCAGGACUCUGGCACGGGACCCCACCAAUGGCACCGGUGAACACAGGUUACAGUGAAGCUGUGGCAGAUUUCAAGAAAAACCUUUUGGAGACAAUGAAAAGAGACCAAAGUGAUCAGGUUUCACGGAUCCCAGAGUUUUUAGAAUGGAGGAGAAGUCUGUGGAAAGCAGUCAAAUAUGAGAACUUCAUCUUCAGUUUCAGAAACACUCUUGUGGCUCAAGCGUACGACAACCUUUGCAAGGAGUUCGGUCAGUGGGAAUGGAAGUUCAGAAAAGAGAUUCUCCACUGGCAAAAUGAGGCAGAGUUAGAAAUCCUAAAUGCAGACAACAAAUUAGAACUCCAUGAUAUGAAUGAACCGAUUAAAUCAAAAGAAUUGCAGACGUUGGACAAAAUAGCAGACCAAGAGACAAAAAUGAAGAAGAAACUUGAGGAAUAUUACAAAAGGACAGACAGACAAGUGCAUCUGAUAGAGAAAUACAAGACUGACUUUUUCAAAAGUAUUGAAAGUCUUGCAAAGGAAAACAAUCAUUCAGUCAAAGAUAAACUGAAAAGCGCACUUGAGCUAAGAAAAAGUUCAAAAGAGGCUGAAGACAUUCAAAGAAAACACAGAGAAACGAUUGAAGAACAAGUUAUGAAACUCCUGAGCGACUGCAAACACCACAAACUGUCUGAAGACGAACUGAAACGUGAGUUUGAAAAGAUGUGGACUGAAGUCACUGCAAAUGUGUCUGGCCUGAAAGAACAAGAUAUCUCUAAAAGAAUCCUCUGCCAGCUCAGAGAACAUUUCUUCAACCGUAAUGUCAAUGAGGAUUUACAGAAAAUUGGAAAUCUGAAAGACAUUGGGAAGGAUCCAUUUAAGGUCAAAAGUGAACAUAUAAAUGAAAACAAGGUUGUCCGCUUCAUUAACAAAUGGAUCUGGGGAAAAGAGACGAAGAUGCAGAACUUCACAGAUGAAGUCAUUGAGUCUUGCACACGGUUUGUAUGUGAUACUGCUAAAACCAACAAAGAUUACAGCGACUGUUUUACAAAGGAGCUUCUGGAAAAAGUAGAUGAAUCCCUGAAACAAUCCUUCAAGGGUUGUGAGUUUGAGUUUGAGUUUGAGUUUGACCUGAAGCUUCACAUGUGUGGCAUUGCCUCCAGAGAGUUCCAGGAAAAGCACAAGAACUUUUUGUCAGAAAGGGACCCCAAACUUCAGCUGGAGAAGCUCAAGCCUCAGUACUUGUCAGAUUUUCUUGAUUUGUAUGAAGAGAGAGAUGACUGCAAAGCAGAUGCUUUUGUCAGACUUUGCAUCAGACCUGCUGUUGAGGGUUACAUCAGUCGAUGUCAGUGA
Molecule: messenger RNA, 3261 nt
Organism: Scatophagus argus
Lineage: Eukaryota; Metazoa; Chordata; Actinopteri; Scatophagidae
Product: up-regulator of cell proliferation-like
Exons: 2
Coding region: 1-3261 (1086 amino acids)
Molecular function (GO): GTP binding
Source: RefSeq, a predicted model, not a curated record